CUGGAGCUGUAGUAAGCUGGCGGUGCACACUGCAGAUCCGCUGCCUAGACGUGGAGCUCUAACGUGGGUGGCAUGCAGUGCUGCGUAGGCGAUGACGUGGCCGGAUAUUAGCCGGGCUUUACAACUCUGUCAUAACAAGAGACGUGCCAGAUGACAGGGUCAUGAGAGUAACAAAUGAAUAAUGCGAAUUUAUAAUUGAAAAAGUGUCUGAUUCGAAAGCUGCUGCCAUAUCUGUUCUGGAGCGUCUUGAUCGUCACAGACGCCCUUCACUAACCGUGACCCCUAGAGUGGUGGAUCCCAGCCCACCUCGAAAGUGACGUCGCCAAGUCCGUACUUUACAUGUCGCGUCCCCCUGAUCUCCAUCACACAUCGACUUUGACGACACAGCACAAGAGGCCUUGCAAGAGACACGAAAAGCCACACCCAAACUCUUCGCAAGAUGUCAUCAAUUGGCCCCCAACUCCCACCUUCACCGCAGAAGCGCAAACACACGCCCGAUCCCGACGACAGCUCUCCAUCCUCCAAGGCCCAACGCACCACUGGCCCUGUCGCAAACCCAAACACCGACGAGAUCGACCUCGAAGAUGGCUCAGAUGAUGACUACGGCCCUGCGCCGCCGGCACCAGCGCCAGAAGCAGCACCCUCAAUAGGACCUACGCUACCUCCCGCAUCCACCUCCCCAACAGCACAACCUCCCACCCAAGACGACUCCUCCGACUCCGACUCGGAAGACGACUAUGGCCCCGCCCUUCCCUCCGCCUCGGGCGCUCCCAUAAUAGGCCCCUCCAUGCCCCCGGCCCCUUCCACCGACGAAGAAGCAGCCCCCCAGCGCGACGACUGGAUGCUCGCCCCUCCCCCCUCGGGCGGCCCCUUCACCGAGCGCGACACCACCAAGAUCCGCGCCCGCAAAUUCACAUCCGGCAAGUCGGCCGGGGCCAAGAGCGGCGGCGGUAACGGCGAGGUCAACUCCAUGUGGACAGAGACGCCGGAGCAGAAACUCGCACGGUUGCAGGACGCGGUCCUGGGUCGCUCCUCGGGCGCGGCGCAGCAGGAGGGAGGCACGGGUGGUGACGCCAAUGUCCGGAAGAAGGAGCAGGAGGAGCGGAACCGGCGAAUCGCGGCGAAUAUCGAGGGGAGUCGCGGGAGGAGUCUUGUGGAAGAACACACAAAGCAGCGCAAGGACAGUGGCAAGGCCGAUGAGGACGACGACGACCCGAGUAAACGAGGCUUCGACCGGGAAAAGGACAUGGCCCUCGGCGGGCGGUUAGGAUCGACGCAGAGAAAGGAGCUGCUCAGCAAGAGCGCCAACUUUGGGGGCCGCUUCUCGAAAGGUUCAUUUCUGUAGAUAAGUACCAGAUCAAAGACAAAGAGCACGAGUGUGGUGAAUACCGUAUCCUCUCGACAAAGUCGCAAGCGCUGGUCUGUCUUAGCAGCCAAUAUCCUUGUCAACGGUAGUGCCAAUAUCGAGUAAGAAAUACAGCCCAUAAGCGUUAUAAUGUGUAAGAGUCACACAAUACUAAGCCAUAGGUAGCUAGAUUUUGUUCACCAGCGAUAGCGAUUUUGCCGAGUGAAUAUGUAUACUCGAUUGAAUCCAUAAUGCUAUUGAACCGACAACUCCAACGCUCCGCA
Molecule: messenger RNA, 1629 nt
Organism: Emericellopsis atlantica
Lineage: Eukaryota; Fungi; Ascomycota; Sordariomycetes; Hypocreales; Bionectriaceae
Exons: 1
Coding region: 440-1345 (301 amino acids)
Source: RefSeq, a predicted model, not a curated record